AAGCAGUUUCCAACAACAUAUAUAUAGAAAACACUCGAAACCUCCUUAGCACUUUCCAUGUCAGAGAGGUUUGAGUAUAAAUAGGGUCUCGAUGUCCUAAUAAAACCAUAAUGUACUCGUGAACUGCCUUAUUGUAGGAUUGCAUUUCUUCCAAGUGCCUUAGUAUUAUUACUCACCGAAGAAGGCAUUAAAAAACCCUCUUUCUUGGAUCUGUAGCUUGGGCGGUUUCACGGUCACCCAAAAGCUAUACAUAGGCAUACCCAUUUCCCAGAACUGUGCAAAAAAUGAUGGGUUGGUCCUGUUUUCUCAGGGUGCUUCUUGUUUUAGCUCUUCUGGUUCUCCCAAGCUUCUCCCAUGGACGUGGAUUCGGUCGGAAAGUGAUUGAGACAUUUGAGUUUGGAGAUUCUUCGGUUGAAUUAGAGGAAAGUGCUGGGAAUUCAAGGGGAGUGUACGAAUUGGACUAUGAUUUGGAUCCGAAGCCAAAUACUAACCCCAAAACUGGCUAUAUAUAUACCCCUACUCCACAAGGAUGAUUGAUAGUUGUUUGUGUUUGUGUUCUUCUUAUGUUUCCUUUUCUAAUAUUUGUGUUAUUGUAAAACAGUGUGGUUUUCAGAAUUAUACUGGCUGUGUCUUUCUUUUUUGGCAAACUGUAGAUGUUCAAUGUUGGAUCUCUUGUCGUAACGAUACUUUCUGUCUCCUUUCUCUCUGUUUUAUUAUUAUUAUAAGAUGCUUCAAUGUUUUUCUCUUCUUUUCUUUA
Molecule: messenger RNA, 757 nt
Organism: Populus trichocarpa (black cottonwood)
Lineage: Eukaryota; Viridiplantae; Streptophyta; Magnoliopsida; Malpighiales; Salicaceae
Exons: 3
Coding region: 285-533 (82 amino acids)
Source: RefSeq, a predicted model, not a curated record